Staurois parvus is the source of this 355-nucleotide messenger RNA. NCBI's taxonomy places the organism in Eukaryota, Metazoa, Chordata, Amphibia, Anura, Ranidae. The record is from the annotation of a GenBank genome assembly.
GCCAGAUGCCUGGCCAUCCGACCUGAUGCCUGGUGACCCAGUGCCCGCUGUCAUACCUGGUGACCCGAAGCCUGCUGUCGAGCCAGACAAUCCGGUACCUGAUGACCCGCCCACUGCCUUGCCAGAUGACGCGGUGCCCGCUGUCGAGCCAAAUGACCUGAUGCCUGGUGACCCGAUGCCCGCUGUCCAGCCAGACGAUUCAAUGUCUGCCCCAGUGCCCGCGGUCAUGCCAGUUGACUCGGAACCCACUGCCUUGCCAGAUGACGCGAUGCCCGCUGUCCAGUCAGACGAUCCAAUGUCUGACCUAGUGCCAGCGGUCAUGCCAGUUGACUCGGAGCCCACUGUCGUGCCUGGU